AGGUUCGCCUGCAUCUAUGUAUUGCUUUGUUAAAGCCUGCAAUCGAAGACGAUUCUCAUGAAAUGAAUCAUAUUUCAUCUUGCAUCGGACAUGAAAUGACGUCGCAGACCCAACGCUACUGAAUACCUCUGUGAAGUGUGCAUUUUCUAUCGAGAUGUCAUGUUUGAAUUGUCACUCGCAAGAAGAAAUAUAUGAAGGUGAGUCAAGAUGGAUCAAAGAAAGACGACAGAGGCUGGAUGGCUCAAAAAAGCCCCUGUCUGGCUCAAAAUCGUGCGAAGCUGCGAAGCAAGAUGUUCGACAUCUUGAUGACACCUUCGGAGUUUGCAUAUCUCCGGGCGGCAUGCGCAGCGCUGCCUUUAGCCUCGGAGCGCUGGAGCAGCUUUCGCAAUCUGUUGAACGCUCAUUCAACUGCUACAUUGACAUCCUGAUCUUGCACAUCGAGCUUCAUCAAGAUUUUGAAUGUUUGCAUGCUGUCUGAACCUGUGUCGCAGGUCUCUUCGAUCGUGUUGACUACAUCAGCUGUGCUGCUGGCGGGUCAUGCGUGGUGGCAUCCUUACUGUCCAACGCCCUUGCGUUGUCUAGAAGGAGCGAUGGGGAUGCGCGUUUCAUAGGACAAGCGGCAGGAGGGCAAGAAGGCUUGCCAGAUUCUCUCAAGAAGAAGUCGCGAGCGAGCAAACUCUCUCAAAUCUCCCGGUUCUCCGCCUCAGAGUUCAUUGAAAGGAGCGUCGAGCAGAUCAAACUGAUCUGCCAGGACAAGUCCCCAGGAAUAUAUCUUCUUGCUGCCCAGAAGCGUUGAUGCUCUCAGUCUCAGUGAUCGUCACGCCC
This is a messenger RNA of Guillardia theta CCMP2712, 825 nucleotides long. RefSeq lists its product as hypothetical. The record is from RefSeq and is a predicted model, not a curated record. Bases 155 to 478 code for a protein of 107 amino acids. NCBI's taxonomy places the organism in Eukaryota, Cryptophyceae, Pyrenomonadales, Geminigeraceae. The transcript has 4 exons.